AUGAUACUGGCCGUGCUCUUCGCCAACUCCGACGGGAACAUCCUCAUCGAGCGAUUCCAUGGGGUUCCCGCGGAGGAGAGGCUCCACUGGCGCUCCUUCCUGGUGAAGCUCGGAUCCGAGAACCUCAAGGGAUCCAAGAACGAGGAGCUCCACGUUGCCUCCCACAAGUCCGUGUCUAUUGUUUAUACCACGAUCGGGGACGUCUGCCUGUACAUUGUUGGCAAGGAUGAAUAUGAUGAGCUUGCUUUGGCCGAGGUGAUUUUUGCAAUUACAUCAGCAGUCAAGGAUGUUUGUGGAAAACCUCCUACUGAGCGCCUCUUCCUUGACAAAUACGGGAGGAUCUGCUUGUGCCUCGAUGAGAUUGUUUGGCAGGGUUUGCUCGAAAACACGGAGAAAGACAGAGUGCGGAGGUUGAUUAGACUAAAGCCCCCUGUUGAGCCAUGA
This is a messenger RNA of Miscanthus lutarioriparius, 444 nucleotides long. The record is from the annotation of a GenBank genome assembly. NCBI's taxonomy places the organism in Eukaryota, Viridiplantae, Streptophyta, Magnoliopsida, Poales, Poaceae.